AAAAGAUCAGCUCAUCCCUUAUUAUAUCCAAUAGAUUACUGUGCUCUACAGGAUAUAAUCUCAUCAGGAGGUCCAUUCCAUACAAUAUAGGAAUUGGGCCAUUAGCGUGGUAGUACAUACCCUUUGGGACUCCCUCCAGAUAGGCACUGUCUCUAUUGUCUUUUCAGUCCCUACUGAAGACCUUCCUUUUUCAACAGAAUGUGAUGGUUCCCAAGAUUGAAAUGGAUCCCAUGCAGAAGAACACUCACAUCCUUGUUGGUGUUACUGGAAGUGUGGCUGCUUUAAAGUUGCCUAUUCUUGUAUCAGAGCUUCUAAAGAUACCUGGGGUGGAAGUGCGGGUGGUGACUACCGAGAACGCAAAGCACUUCUAUAACCCCCAGGAGGUCCCUGUGACCCUCUACAGCGAUUCUGAUGAAUGGCAGCUGUGGAAAAAGCGUGAGGAUCCUGUGCUGCAUAUUGACCUGAGGCGCUGGGCUGACCUUUUGCUGGUGGCUCCUCUGGAUGCAAACACCCUGGCCAAAAUGGCCAAUGGCCUCUGCGACAACUUACUGACAUGCGUCAUCCGCGCCUGGGAUCUCAGCAAGCCGCUGCUCUUCUGCCCCGCCAUGAACACCGCCAUGUGGGAGCACCCCAUCACUGCUCAGCAGGUGGAUCGGCUCAAGAGCUUUGGCUAUGUGGAAGUUCCUUGCAUUGUGAAGAAACUCAUCUGUGGAGAUGAAGAGAUGGCAUGUCAGUUCCGCCCCAUUGAUGUCCCAAGUGAGAAGGUUUGCAGGUUUGAAAUGGACCAUUGGUCAGUAUUGUCUACACUGACUGAGGCUCCCCAUGGAUAAGGAGUCUCUCCCAGUCCUAUAUGAAGAUGCCAGGGAAUGAAACUGGGGCUGUCGGCGCAUGAAGCAGAUUCUCUACCAUGGAGCUGCGACCAUCCCCCACUGAGAUGCUUUCGAGUAUUCUUAGAAUUUCACAUACAUUAUCUUGUAAACCUCAGAGUAACCCUGCAAGGUAGAUUGGGAUCAGUUAUCUCCAUCCUGCAGACGGAGGGCUGCGGUGGAGAGAUUGACGCUUGCCUCGGAGUCGCCACGUGACUUCCUGCCUGCGUCGUCGACAGGGCUCUCCGUCUAUGUCCGCCAGCAGUUUUAAAAUAUUUUCACUGGGCCCGCCUUGACUAUAAAGGAACGUGAAAGCCCGGGCUUCAGGCGUCAGUCUCAGCGAGUGUCGAAACCUUUCGACAUUUGCCUUGUUUGCCACCUGCCAGAAAAGAGGGAGGACAAAGGCUGCCCACCCAAACUGAUUUAUGGAUUAGCACACUUUGCAGCCAAGUGCCUGCAGGCAUUGUAAAGGAAAACAAACAAGGGCCACAGAAUGGAUGAAAGCUGUUUGCUUUAGAGCUGAGGAUUGCUACGCUGCCCAACCCAGUAUGUAAAUCACGGGUGGGGACUGGGGACCAAAUGAGGCCCUCCAGGUAAUAAUAAUAAUAAUAAUGAUGAAGGUUUUAUUAUUUGUACCCCACCCAUCUGAGCGGGUUGCCCCGGCCACUCUGGGCAGCUUCCAGAAUAUACAGAAACAUAAUGAAACACUGAACAUUAAAACAGGGCUACCUUCAGAAAUUUACAUGAA
Molecule: messenger RNA, 1614 nt
Organism: Podarcis raffonei (Aeolian wall lizard)
Lineage: Eukaryota; Metazoa; Chordata; Lepidosauria; Squamata; Lacertidae
Gene: PPCDC
Product: phosphopantothenoylcysteine decarboxylase
Exons: 6
Coding region: 204-830 (208 amino acids)
Biological process (GO): coenzyme A biosynthetic process
Cellular component (GO): phosphopantothenoylcysteine decarboxylase complex
Molecular function (GO): FMN binding; phosphopantothenoylcysteine decarboxylase activity
Source: RefSeq, a predicted model, not a curated record